Messenger RNA from Drosophila obscura, 1101 nucleotides. RefSeq names its product loricrin (gene Pits). The record is from RefSeq and is a predicted model, not a curated record. NCBI's taxonomy places the organism in Eukaryota, Metazoa, Arthropoda, Insecta, Diptera, Drosophilidae. Bases 90 to 1016 code for a protein of 308 amino acids. The transcript has 3 exons.
CUCGGCCCAGAGGGCCGCCUCCGUGGCCCAGCAGCAACAGCAGCAACAACAACAACAACAGCAGCAACAGUCCCGUAGGGGGCGGGGGUAUGGCCGGCGGUGGAGCCGGCAAUGGACCCACGCUACCACCCGCCCUUUCCGUCAAUCUGAAGCGUCCUUCCUCCGAGGAUGUGGACGAUCAGCAGCAGCCGCAUGGCCCCCACGCCGUCGUCCCAUCGGAUGCGGCUGGUCCACCUGGCGUCAAGAGGAGCGCCAUCGACGAUCCCAGCGGCGUCCGGCCGCCCCUCACACGCGGAGAAUCACUGCCCGCUGCCGUCAGCUACGUACCGGAGCGGCAGCUUAAUUUGCGGGACAAGCAGCAGCCGGUGCGGGCGCCCAGCUUCGAUGCCUCGACCUUCAAAGCAGGCGAGCACCUGUCCCCGGCCAGUCGACGAAAUGGAUCUAGCCCGCCCUCGGGACCGCUGCCCCCACGCAGCGUACACUCGCCGAAUAGUUCGGGCUCCUCGUCGGGUCGGCGCUCGUCGGGCUCCCGGCACGUGUCCAGCACAACCGUCACAAGCACAGAGGUGGGCGGUGCGAAUGCCGGGCAGGCGUCCGUGCCCGGUGGACUUGGCGGCGGAAGUGGCGGCGGUGGAGGAGCCAGCUCUUUGAGCGUACCGGGCGGCGGCAGCAACUCUCAGUUGUCCGGUGGCAGUGCCACACCUGGCAACGGCGGUGGACCCUCAUCGAUGCCGCCUGGCGCGGGUGCCGGCGACGGAAGCUCGGCCGGGGGCAGCAAUGGCGGCUCCGGCAUUGGCGGUGGCGGCCCGUCCGGAAGCAAUGGCAGCGGAGCAGUGAAUCCCGGACCCGGAGCAGCGGCAGUCAGGGCACGCCAGGCAUGGGCAGCGGCGGAGGAGCUGGUGCCGGUAUCAGUGGGGCGCCGGGCGGCAGUGCAGCAUCAAAUUCAGCAGCGGCGGCAGCGGCUGCGGCCGCCCAGAAUGCCACGCUCAAGUGCACCCUGUGCCAGGAGCGACUAGAGGACACACACUUUGUCCAGUGUCCGUCGGUAAAUCAUCACAAGUUCUGUUUCCCCUGUAGCCGCGAAAGCAUCAAGCGGCAGAA